Eucalyptus grandis is the source of this 1293-nucleotide messenger RNA. Its product is annotated as clavaminate synthase-like protein At3g21360. The transcript has 3 exons. The record is from RefSeq and is a predicted model, not a curated record. Gene Ontology annotation, molecular function: oxidoreductase activity. Lineage: Eukaryota; Viridiplantae; Streptophyta; Magnoliopsida; Myrtales; Myrtaceae. The coding region runs from base 96 to 1079 and encodes 327 amino acids.
GGGGGAGGGGGAGAAAACGACCAGCGCAGACCUCCUUCGUCAUCCUCGUUCGAGCACCAUCGCGAAACCAGUAAGGAAAGCCACGAGCUUUGGCCAUGGCGGAGCCGAGUCUUUUCGCGGAGGCCCGCCUGCCCCACCAGCGAUCGUACGGCGGCGUCUUUUUCCCGUCGGUCUUGGCUCCGAACUCCGGGAUUCCACCGCCUUCGCUGUCCGUGCUGACCCAGGCGAUCAAGACGCAGAAGCCGUACCUCGAGUCGCUGGUCCGGGAGGCCGGGACGCUGCUGCUCCGGGGGUUCCCGGUGGGCUCCGCCGCCGACUUCAACGCCGUCGUCGAGGCGUUCGGGUACGAGGAGCUGCCGUACGUCGGGGGCGCCGCCCCGCGGACCAACGUCGUCGGCCGGGUCUUCACGGCCAACGAGUCGCCGCCCGAUCAGAAGAUCCCCUUCCACCACGAGAUGGCUCAGGUUCCUGAAUUCCCAUCCAAGCUGUUCUUCUUCUGCGAAGUCGAGCCGGCGAGCGGCGGGGAGACUCCCAUCGUGCUCAGCCAUGUCGUCUACGAACGGAUGAGAGAGAAGUACCCGGAUUUCGUGCAGCGGCUAGAAGAGCACGGGUUGAUCUACACGCGGGUGCUAGGGGAAGAGGACGAUCCAUCUUCCCCGAUCGGCCGCGGCUGGAAAUCGACGUUCUUGACCGAUGACAAGAGCUUAGCCGAGAAGAGGGCUGCUCGGUUGGGUAUGAAGCUGGAGUGGACAGAAGACGGUGUCAAGUCGAUCAUGGGUCCGAUCCCAGCAAUCAAACACGAUGAGUCGCGGAACCGCAAGAUCUGGUUCAACAGCAUGGUGGCGGCGUACACUGGCUGGGAAGACGCGAGGAACAACCCCGUGAAGGCAGUGACGUUCGGUGACGGCAGUCCCUUGCCUGGCGACGUGAUUCACGACUGUCUCAAGAUCCUCGAAGAAGAGAGCAUCGCGAUUCCCUGGAAGAAAGGCGACGUCUUGCUGGUGGACAACUUGGCCGUCCUUCAUUCUCGGAGGUCGUUUGAUCCGCCACGCCGGGUGUUAGCUUCACUUUGCAAGUAAAUCACAGGCACUCUGGCCAUCACACUGGGAUGGAGAGGUGAUGAGAAUGGCCUAGAUAGUACAUCAACUGAAUAAUUCCAGUGUAUAUGAUCAUCACUGGAAUAGAUUGUACAUGGUGGAUCUACUCUGAACAAUUAGCAUAUUCCUUCAAUCCUCUAAACCGCACGUCAUUGUCAACUUUUUACCAAAUGAAUCCCCAAGCACUGUUUCUGUC